AUGGAUGGAAAUUACAGCGAUCAAGCAUCGGCAACGGAUCUAAACAGAAGGAAUUACCUGUGGGCGGAUCAUACGGAUACGAAGACGGAGUACGUUUAUCCGACGGAGACCAGACGGAGCAAGAUCAAGGACAAGUUAGAAGAUGGAUUUGAGAAAUCGAAAGCAGUUGCUUCAACAGGAUUGAAGAAGAUCAAAAGAGGAUCAAGUGUAGGGCUCCAUUGGAUCAAACACAAGUACCAAAAAACGACGCAUAAACAACACUCGUAG
Lactuca virosa is the source of this 267-nucleotide messenger RNA. Lineage: Eukaryota; Viridiplantae; Streptophyta; Magnoliopsida; Asterales; Asteraceae. The record is from the annotation of a GenBank genome assembly.